Messenger RNA from Miscanthus lutarioriparius, 729 nucleotides. The record is from the annotation of a GenBank genome assembly. Lineage: Eukaryota; Viridiplantae; Streptophyta; Magnoliopsida; Poales; Poaceae.
AUGGCGAGGAGCCGAGCUCCGGCCCCCGCCGUUGGAAUUAACGACGAUGGCGAGGAACAACACCUCAACCCCUUCCUUGACGCUGCGUCGUCCGCCUCCUCAAGGUUCCAGUUCAGGUACGUGCUUCGUUUUGCUUGCAGAUGCUCUGCCUUUUCUGUCUCUGUUGGCUCGUCCUCGUCCUGGGAUUGUGACUUCACUGGGUUCUGCGGAUCUGGGCACAGGAAUGUGGCAUCGCGCGCGCGGUGGGUGGAGGAAAUCGGCGCUGCAGAGGUGGUGGAGAGCAGGGGCAAGCUGUGGCUGACCACCGGUGUCACUCGGGCUGGCAAGCUGUACUACAACGUUGAGGAGAUCGGGUUCUUGGCUGAAAGAGGUGCACUGAUUCUUCUCAGUGACAAGGAUGAAACCAUAGGGAUUGAAGGCAUCUAUGAAAAGCUUGUUGGAGGAAAUUAUGGGUGCUCCUGGGAUGCCUUCCAGGCUUAUAAGCAUUUGAAAUCGCUUGGAUAUAUUGUUGGAAGAUUUGGUGUUCCUUGGACAAUGAAGCAUAGUGGUACUUGUGACACUGAUCAGACCUUAAAUAGAGUUGACGGAGCCUCUAAUGACAUAACCAAAUUGCUCAAGGAAAUGCAGAUUGAUGGGAUAUAUCCAUCUUUUGAAGUUUAUCUGCCCAAUAGCAAGUUCAAAAAGUCAUCCCCAGGGUCCCCUACUUUCCUCUUAUGUCUAUUAAGGUAA